Messenger RNA from Pteropus alecto (black flying fox), 3400 nucleotides. RefSeq names its product BRCA1 associated RING domain 1 (gene BARD1). Gene Ontology annotation, molecular function: protein binding. NCBI's taxonomy places the organism in Eukaryota, Metazoa, Chordata, Mammalia, Chiroptera, Pteropodidae. The record is from RefSeq and is a predicted model, not a curated record.
GCCCCACCCCUCCCGGUCCCGCGCGCCGGGACUUCUGGCGCGUUUCAUUGGUCCCGUCCCUCAGGCGUCCUGCGGGCUGAGAGGCGGGAAUCGCUGGGACCCGACUUUGGGGGUCCUGUCGCAGGCCUGCGGCGUCUCGGUCGUUUUCCGAGUUCGCCCUGUCGCCCGUUCUCCGAGGAGCCUUUCCCGCGAAGGCGGGGCGAUGCUGGGGAACCGCCGGCCGAGGGUCCGCUCGGGGAACCAGCCACCCGCCAUGGAGCCGGCGAGUGGCGGGGCCUGGGCCCACAGCCGCGCCGCGCUUGACCGGCUGGAGAAGCUGCUGCGCUGCUCGCGUUGCGCUAAUAUUCUGAGGGAGCCUGUGUGUUUAGGAGGAUGUGAGCACAUCUUCUGUAGUAACUGUGUAAGUGACUGCAUUGGAACUGGAUGUCCAGUGUGUUAUACUCCAGCCUGGAUACAAGAUGUGAAAAUAAAUAGACAAUUGGACAGCAUGAUCCAGCUUUGUAGCAAGCUUCAAAAUUUGCUACGUGAGAAUGAGCUUUCAGAUUUAAAAGAAGAUACAUCUAGGAAAAGUUCAUUUAAUGAUGCAGAAAAUAAGAAGAAUUCAAUAAAAAUGUGGUUUAGUCCUCGAAGUAAGAAGGUCAGAUAUGUUGUGAAUAAAAUUUCAGUGCAAACCCAGCCUCAAAUUAUAAAUGAACAAAAUGCUCAGCAGGCCUCAAUGUACGAAUAUGUUUCUACAAGUCCUCCAGUAGAUGUCUCUGCGAGAGGUAAAAAGGCUUCCACGAGAUCUGGGAAAAAGCACAAAAAGAAAACUUUAGCUCAAGUCAACCAAGAAUGGAAUUUAGAGGCAGACAAAAAAGAUGGUGAACUUGACUCCAAAGAGGAAUUUAAGGAAAAGCUGGUAUCUUUCUGUAGCCAGCCAUCUGUUAUUGCUAGUCCUCAGAUAAAUGGUGAAAUAGACUUGCUAGCAAGUGGUUCUGUAGCAGAUUCUGAAUGUUUUGGAAGCGUAACUGAAAUCUCUUUACCAUUGGCUGAGCAAAUAGAGUCUCCAGAAAUUAAGAGCAAGAAUGAAGUAGUGACUCCUGAGAAGAAUUGCUGUGAAAAUUGUCUUCCAUCUAAGAAAUCCGUGCCCUUAGGUCGUAAAGGAAAACGUGGGCUUCACAGGAGACUCCCCAAUCCCAGUUCUAAGAGAUGCCGAAGCAGCAUUCCCAGCACCAGUGGACAUUUUGUUAAGCAAACAGCGCUAUCGGAAAACACAUCAUUGCCUGGCUGUUCUUUGCCACCUUCAAGCAAAGUUAAAGUUGGUGGCCCAUUAAGGAGGAAAAACAGUGAUAUAUUAGAUGACUCCAUUAGCCCUUCACCAGGUUUACCACCUUCUACACUGAAUAGUCCAAGUUACAGGCGAAUGAUGUCCAGCCCCUCAGCUGUGAAGCUGUUGCCCAAUAGCCUUAUGGCCAUGAAAAGAAAUCAUAGAGGAGAGACCUUGCUCCAUAUUGCUUCAAUUAAGGGCGACGUACCUUCUGUUGAAUACCUUUUACAAAAUGGAAGCGACCCAAACGUUAAAGACCAUGCUGGAUGGACACCAUUGCAUGAGGCCUGCAGUCAUGGGCACCUGAAGGUAGUGGAAUUGCUGCUCCAGCACAAGGCAUUGGUGAACACCACUGGGUAUCAGAACGACUCACCACUCCACGAUGCAGCCAAGAAUGGGCACAUGGAUAUAGUCAAGUUGUUACUUUCCUAUGGAGCCUCCAGGAACGCUGUUAACAUAUUUGGUCUGCGACCUGUGGAUUGUACAGACAGUGAAAAUAUGAAAUCACUAUUGCUGCUACCAGAGAAGAAUGAAUCAUCAUCAACUAGCCAUUGCUCAGUAAUGCACACUGGUCAGCGUAGAGAUGGUCCUCUUGUACUUAUAGGCAGUGGACUUUCUUCAGAACAACAGAAAAUGCUCAGUGAACUUGCAGCAAUUCUCAAGGCUAAAAAAUGCACUGAGUUUGACAGUACAGUAACUCAUGUCAUUGUUCCUGGUGAUAAAGUUCAAAGUACCCUGAAAUGUAUGCUCGGGAUUCUCAGUGGAUGCUGGAUCCUAAAGUUUGAAUGGGUGAAAGCAUGUCUACAAAGAAAAGAAUAUGAACAGGAAGAAAAAUAUGAAAUUCCUGAAGGACCACAGAGAAGCAGGCUCAACAGAGAACAGCUGUUGCCAAAGCUGUUUGAUGGAUGCUACUUCUAUUUUGGGGGAGCCUUCAAACACCAUCCAAAGGACAACCUUAUUAAGCUCGUCACCGCAGCUGGGGGCCAGAUCCUCAGUAGAAAGCCCAAGCCAGACAGUGACGUGACUCAAACCAUUAAUACAGUCGCGUACCAUGCCAAGCCAGAUUCUGACCAGCGCUUCUGUACACAGUAUAUCAUCUAUGAGGACUUGUCUAAUCAUCGCCCAGAGAGGGUUCGGCAGGGCAAAGUCUGGAUGGCUCCUUCUAGCUGGUUUAUAGAUUGUGUGAUGUCCUUUGAGUUGCUUCCUCUUGACAGCUGAAUACUAUACCAGAUGAACAUUUAAGAUUGAACUUAGACAUUAGACAGUGUGAGAACCCAGCCAUUGAGCUGUUGAUCAUUCACAUUUUUAUAAAUAGGUAAACUCAUUCACAUUUUUUUCCUUGAAUUAAAAAAAUCUUAUGCCAGAUUAGGAGUUUAUUGUGCGUUUACCAUUUAGAUGUUGAGACUGUUUUGAAGGAUUUUCUUUUUAAGACUGGCAUACAUUUUGAUUCAUCAUGUCUUUCUACUUAAAUUUAUCAGUUUAUCAAAGAUUAAUGAGAGGGUCUCAGAACUGUUAAUUAAUAUACAAGUGCUAUCAUUACUGUCUCAUCCUUUCACUGUUCUUUAAUGAAAACGCCACACCUGCCACCAACAGAAAUAGUUGUCCUCUUUUAGUAAACAAAGUAUAUUGUCAAAUAAUUUAUUCUGGCUUUAUCUUAAUGAAAAUAGAGUACCUGGUCUACAUGUGUCACCAUAGGUGUUAAAUUUUUCUCCCAUCUACAGUCGUUUUCAUCUUUCAUUGCGUUUAUUUAGUUUCUUAUAAUUAACUUGGCUGUCUGUACCUACAUUUUUAUCCCUUAUUUUUAUCUUGUCUGUUCAUUAGAGAAUCAUGAUUUGAACCCUAACAUUAUUGUUCUUUGCUGGUGAAAAUCAACAUUGGGCUUAUUCAACAUAUUUUAAUUGUAUACACUUGCUUAUUGUUAACUGUCAAUUUGCUUGUUACUGUACAAUUUAUUGUUACUGUAUUUAUCUACAAAUAUGUAUACAUAAUUCGAGCAUUUUCUCUAACACAUUUUAGUGUCACUAUUUCUUAGAAGGUCUCACCAGACUAGCAAAUUGUCAAUUAAAUGUUAAUAAAUUAAAUUAGGAAGCAGUC